Vitis riparia (riverbank grape) is the source of this 2359-nucleotide messenger RNA. Its product is annotated as phospholipid--sterol O-acyltransferase. Gene Ontology annotation, biological process: lipid metabolic process. Bases 75 to 1979 code for a protein of 634 amino acids. NCBI's taxonomy places the organism in Eukaryota, Viridiplantae, Streptophyta, Magnoliopsida, Vitales, Vitaceae. Gene Ontology annotation, cellular component: cytoplasm. The record is from RefSeq and is a predicted model, not a curated record. The transcript has 16 exons.
GGUCAGUCCACAGGCUCCAAACAGGAAACAGCUGAAGCCAUAUCGCUCUCUCUCUCUCCUCUCUCUAACUGCCAAUGAGAGAGCCAAUCUCGCUCCUCCUCUUUCUCCUUCUCAUCCAUGGAGCUCUCCACCCAAGCUCCGUCACCGCGGGCGAUUUCACCGGCGACUACUCCAAGCUUUCCGGCAUCAUCAUACCUGGCUUUGCUUCCACUCAGCUCCGUGCCUGGUCCAUCCUCGACUGUCCUUACUCUCCUCUCGAUUUCAACCCUCUCGAUUUGGUUUGGCUCGACACCACCAAGCUUCUUUCUGCUGUGAACUGUUGGCUUAAGUGCAUGCUACUAGACCCUUACAAUCAAACAGAUCACCCUGAAUGCAAGUCGCGGCCUGAUAGUGGUCUUUCUGCCAUUACUGAACUUGAUCCAGGUUACAUAACAGGCCCUCUUUCUUCUGUGUGGAAAGAAUGGAUUAAGUGGUGCAUUGAGUUUGGUAUUGAACCUAAUGCAAUCCUUGCUGCUCCAUAUGAUUGGAGAUUGUCAGCAUCAAAGCUUGAAGAGCGGGAUCUUUACUUUCACCAGCUGAAGAUAACUUUUGAAACUGCUCUAAAACUUCGUGGUGGUCCCUCAAUAGUUUUUGCCCAUUCAUUGGGUAACAAUGUCUUCCGUUACUUUUUAGAGUGGCUAAAGCUAGAAAUUCCACCAAAAAAGUAUAUCCAGUGGCUAGAUGAACAUAUUCAUGCCUACUUUGCUGUUGGUGCUCCUCUUCUUGGUGCGAGUGAGACAGUCAAAGGAACCCUUUUUGGAUUCACAUUUGGUCUUCCUGUUUCUGAGGGAACAGCUCGAUCGAUGUUGAAUUCAUUUGGCUCUUCAUUAUGGAUGAUGCCAUUUUCAAAGCAUUGUAGAGCGGAUAAUAUCUAUAGGAAGCAUUUCUCUCAUUGGAGUAGGAGCAGCCAUCAAACAUAUCAGUGUGAUGAACAGGAAUUUCGGCAAAAUUACUCUGGAUGGCCAACAAAUAUAAUCAAUAUUGAAAUUCCUUCAAUUCCAGCAGGAAUGGAUGCCUACCCAUCAGUUUCAGAAGUAGCACAGACCAACUUAUCUAACAUGGAAUGUGGACUCCCCACUCAGUUAUCCUUCUCCGCUCGUGAGACAUCAGAUGGAACCCUUUUCAAAGCAAUAGAGGAUUAUGAUCCAGAUAGCAAAAGGCUCUUGUACCAAUUACAGAAGUUAUAUCAUGGUGAUCCAGUUUUGAAUCCACUUACACCAUGGGACAGACCACCUUUAAAGAACAUUUUUUGUAUCUAUGGAAUAAAUAAAAAGACUGAGGUUGGUUAUUAUUUUGCACCAAGUGGAAAGCCGUACCCUGAUAACUGGAUCAUGACUGAUGUCAUUUAUGAGAUUGAAGGAUCUUUAGUCUCAAGAUCAGGAAAUCUAGUUGAAGGGAACCCAGGAGCUGCCAGUGGGGAUGAGACGGUUCCAUACCAUUCUCUCUCUUGGUGCAAGAAUUGGCUUGGGCCAAAAGUGAACAUAACAAGAGCUCCUCAGUCGGAGCAUGAUGGAUCUGACAUACAAGUGGAGUUCAAUGUAGAACAUCAUCCUGAUGAAGAUAUAGUUCCCAAUAUGACAAGGUCACCUCGGGUUAAGUAUAUGACCUAUUAUGAAGAUUCUAAAAGUAUUCCAGGAAGAAGGACAGCGGUUUGGGAGCUUGAUAAAGCAAAUCAUAGAAACAUUGUCAGAUCGCCGGUUCUGAUGCGGGAGCUAUGGCUCCAGAUUUGGCAUGAUAUUCAUCCUGAUGCAAAAUCAAAAUUUGUCACUAAAGCGAAGCGUGGACCUUUGAGGCAUGAGGACUGCUAUUGGGAUUAUGGAAAAGCUCGUUGUGCUUGGCCCGAGUACUGUGAAUAUAGAUAUGUUUUUGGGGAUGUUCACCUAGGACAGAGUUGUAGAUUAAGGAAUUCUUCAGCCGAUAUGCUCUCACAUUAUGUAUAGAUUACAAGGGAAAGGUUGAGGAUUCUAGGGUUCAGUCUCAGAUACUGUGUACUCAAUUUUUGGCUGUCAGCAUUUCUGGUAGGUGGAAUCCAUGAGCCCUUAUGGCUCCAUUAUUUUUCAUCUACUGGAGUAAUGGAUAACAAGUUGAACUGUUUCGGUUCUGACAAACUUCAAGCAUGCCCAAGAUUUAGCAUUCUCAAGAAUAGUUCCCAAUUGCAGGAAAAAAUUUUGAAUAUUCAUUUAUCAAAAUCAUUUACUCAUGGUUGACGAAUCCGCCUGUAAGUAAGAUUGGUACUAGGUUCAUACUGUAUCUUCAACAAUAUCGUAGUCUAUCAAGUGUUCAUCCUUCAUUCAUUAAUUAUGAAAAGUUGAAUUCCUUA